Xiphias gladius (swordfish) is the source of this 1556-nucleotide messenger RNA. It is a transcript of the gene mblac2, whose product is annotated as metallo-beta-lactamase domain containing 2. The record is from RefSeq and is a predicted model, not a curated record. NCBI's taxonomy places the organism in Eukaryota, Metazoa, Chordata, Actinopteri, Istiophoriformes, Xiphiidae. The coding region runs from base 162 to 992 and encodes 276 amino acids. The transcript has 3 exons.
AGCGCUCUCCUCCUACACGGGUGUAACAGCGGCCACCAUCACAUUAACCUGAAUGAAAACAUACUAGCUCUAGCUUGAAGGCUAGUUGCACUUCUCUGCAGCAAAAUCACCCGACAGCACAAUACCCACACCAGCCUACCUCGCUAAGUGCAUGAAUUGGGAUGUCUGCAGCCGACUGGUACGCUCACAAAUCGCUCGGAGACGGACUCUUCUGGAUCCAGGAGCGAUUCUACCAGUCAGAGAACCGGGCCAACAUCUGGCUGCUCCGCGGCACACACCAGGACGUGGUUAUAGACACUGGUCUGGGCUUGAGGAGCUUACCUGACUACAUUGACGCCAAGGGGCUGCUCGGCAAAGAUCCUCAGAGGAAGAACCCGCUGCUUGCCAUCGCCACCCACGCCCACUUCGACCACUCGGGCGGCCUGCAUCAGUUCCGACAGGUGGGCGUCCAUAGCGCCGAGGUCGAUGCCCUGGCCAACGGAGACAACUUCGAAACGGUCACCUGGCUCAGCGACAGGGAGAUAGCCGAGGCUCCCAGUCCAGGAUGGAGGGCAAGGCACUACAAAGUCAAGGCUGUGCAGCCCACACACAUACUGCAAGAGGGUGAUGUCAUCAACCUGGGUGACAGACAGCUGAUGGUGCUCCACAUGCCUGGUCACUCUCGGGGCAGCAUCUGCCUCCAUGAUCGUGACAAUAAGUUGCUCUUCAGUGGAGACGUAGUGUACGACGGCGCCAUGAUUGACUGGCUGCCCUACAGCCGCGUCAGCGACUACAUCAGUAGUUGUGAGCGCCUGGUGGGGCUGGUGGACAGCGAACAGGUUGACCAAGUCCUCCCAGGACACUACAACACCUUUGGUGCGAAGCGGCUCCAUCGGAUUGCGUCCACAUAUAUCAGCAGAGCUGGAACGUGCCCUGCAAAGUUCUCCACAUUUGCCUGGAGUACUCUGGCUGGGGUGGCGCUGCGGGCGUUCAACCCACGGAGCGCCUGCUAAGGAGAGCGGAUCAUGGAGCUGGAGGAAGCAUAAGUGCACAAAGAAAAAUGUUUAAAUAUGGAGGACAUGAAAGAGGGUGAGGAGGGGAGACACCCCUCAUUUAAACAUUGUUCAUUUACUUAUGUAUUCCAACAGAAUUCAUAUAAUUGCCAAACUUUGCGUAAAAUGCCCCUAUUGGGUUACAUAAGUCACUUAUCAGCAUCUUAUGAAGCAUAUAAUAUGGAGUAUUUAUUAGUGUGAUUUUGUCAUAUACUGAUGAUUAUGUAUAUGUUGGCCUGAAUAUGAUUAGAUGUAUGGUUUUUUAUACUUUAAGCAGAUGUUUAGUUACAAUAGCACAACAAUGGUACAACUCUGCACUACAAACAGAAAGCAGGGAGCUUUGGGUUUUCCUCUGAGACAUUCGAAAGAGACUCAGUAUGGCCAUAGUAUUUCUCUAUGCAUAAUAUAAAGCUCAGUGAAGACUCGGUGUCGACUACCUCCUAUGUUUGUAAGAGUGCUUUGUACUAUUGACUAAUCUACGGCUUUGCUAUUGAAACAUUGACAAUAAAGCUUCUGUUCUACCUG